Molecule: messenger RNA, 1883 nt
Organism: Agrilus planipennis (emerald ash borer)
Lineage: Eukaryota; Metazoa; Arthropoda; Insecta; Coleoptera; Buprestidae
Product: zinc finger CCCH domain-containing protein 11A
Exons: 7
Coding region: 92-1510 (472 amino acids)
Molecular function (GO): metal ion binding
Source: RefSeq, a predicted model, not a curated record
UUUAUUAGAACAUUUAACCUGUAUCAUUCACACAUAUCCUUUUAAUAUUUCGACAUUAUUUCGUUCCUGAAUUUAUUACAUAAAAGUAACAAUGCCUGAGAAUUAUUACUGUUAUGACAAUUUUUUCUAUAAACUAACUAAUAUGGAAUCUCCAAGAAAAAACAAUGAUUGCUAUUUUUAUUAUUACUCAACAUGUACAAAGGGAGAUAACUGCACAUUUAGACAUGAACCAUCUGCUUUAGGCUGUGAAACAGUAUGUUCGUUUUGGAAAGAAGGGAAGUGUCUUAAUGUUCACUGUAGUUUUCGUCACAUGGAACUUCGGAAAAAUCGAAAAACCAUUCCUUGUUAUUGGGAGAAUCAACCAGGGGGCUGUUUGAAGCCUCAUUGUCCUUUUAUGCAUAAAAACCCAAAAGACUCAACUGGAUUAGUGAAUAUAGUUAAAUCUUCAGAAACAAAAUCGGGUGAUUUGAAUGCAACUGGCUCACAAUCGUCAGACACAGAAAAAAUGCGGAACCAAUGUGGCGAACCUAACUAUAGUCGUUCAACAGUUGACCCACUUGUUGUAAAAUUUGAAGAAGAGUCGGACAAUGAAUCUGCUACUACCAACUCUCCAACUAAGUUUAAUCAACCCCAGAGGGUUGUUAAAGUUAAAACCUUGGAAGAAAUUCGACUGGAAAAAAUCCAAGCAGAGUCAGCAGCUUUUUAUUCAUAUCCUGGUUCUGAUCAAGUGACAAUAAUUCCUGUUCACCAAUUAGAAGAGGACACAAAAACUCAAGAUCUCAGAGCGAGGAUAUUGCAAAGAUUAAAUAUAAAAGUGGACGACAAACCAAACAUUAUCAACUUGGAAGACAACAGAAAACGAAAAAUUAAUUUGGCACCAAGUGAAUUAGAGUCUAAACAAGCCAUUGCAAGAAUAAAGAAAAAGAAAAUCACAUUUUCGAAUCAGAAAGAGGAUGUUGAUAUCAGUGAAAUAAAAAUAAAGACAUUAGCAGAAAUAAGGGCUGAAAAGCAGAAAGCUUCGGACGGCACUCUAGUAUCUGAGACAGAUAUUUGCUCAGAGGUAAGCAGUACUUCCAAUGAUAAAGACGAAGCAGAAGAAACCCCCGUAGAAAAGGAAGAAAAGAGUAAUAUUAUAAAGAAAACGAAAAGGGCUUUACAAGGAACAACAGAAGAAGCUUCGAAGAGUAAAAUUAAAUUAAAACGACCUAAAUUAUUUGAUGACGAAAAUGACGAAAUAGUAACUAGUCAAAGUGAGUCUUCCUCUCAAGUUCAACCGAAAGAAAUAACUGAAGAAAGGACAAAUGAACGGGAAGAACGAAUAAACGAACUGGAUGGAAGAUUGUCAGAAGUUGAAGAAGAAGAAAAAAUGACAAAAUUGGGAUACGAUUCAAAGGAUUCGUCCAAAUUUGACGAUAUACUAUUUUUAGAUGACGAAGAUGAUACAAGUGUAACUUUAAGAGCAGAAGAUGAUAUUUUAAAAGACAUAGAUGAAUUACUUAAUGAUGACUGAUCCCUAAUUAAAUUUAAGUUAUGUUUAAGAGGGUUACAUUUGCACUAAAUUGCAAUUAGUUAUGUAUGAAUUGUUCAGGUACCACCUGCAAUGAUGAUUUUCCUAUUAUAAAGGAAGUUAAUAAAAAAUAUUAAUUGUAAAAGGUUGUAUUAUAAUAUAAUUUUAAUCAAUAUGAUUUUAUCUUAAGCAUUAAAAUAACAAAAAAAUAUGUUAAAUUGUUGAAUUAUAUAUUUUUAUUGUGCGUAGUAAUUCUGUAAAACAUAGAAAUAAAAUGCCAUUUUACCAUUUAAGAUACGUUUGGCCUUAGUCUAAACAAGUACUGCAAACUUAAUGUAUGUACGUUUUUUGAAAUAUCAUAAAGUUAAACAAUGUU